CCUGAGACUCGAGUACGGCUGUUGCCCGGUCUUGGCACUUUUUCCAGGUGUGUUCACCGUGUCGUGUCAUACCCGUUCGGCCAUGUUCCAUCCACUUGGGCUCUGACGUCCUUGCCUCUGGUUUUUCUAUGUGAGAGUUUAUAGUGGGUGAUGAGGGUAAUAAUAAUGAUGGGACGCAAAUUGACGUUGUUUGCUCCUAGGUGACGUCUCUUGUAUCAUGUGAAUCGAGGAGACAUGGGUCAUUUGUCUCGGUCUGACCUGACAACGUUGGGCCGAGGUAGAUCAGAACGUCGAUUAAGGCACGUUGUCAUCCUACAAGAGUUCGGUCCUUUACUCAACCCCAAUGUCCAACUGAUUUUUGGUGGAGGGGUCAGGUCGAGCUCUCCUGACCCGACCUGUAUGCAAGGACGAAGACGAAGCGUCACUCCAUCGCGCACCCAGGCGAGGAGUUUCCUCCUGGAGGAAACGCCUGUCCCAUCGAGAUCGGAUCAACGUACUCGGUUACCUUAGCACUCUCAUGGGUAAUCCCGAGAGCUCCGAGGUCGUGCCUUAAAGUUGAUGGAGUCCACCGUGACAGCAAUGGUCGAAUACCUCACCAAAGAGGAAGAAGGUGGAGAAACGAAACUGGUUGGUUGGGCAUUGCAAUCAUGGCCGCCAUUGAGAGGACGAGCGGCGUCGAUCUGGUGGCGACCGGGAGCCCCUCCACUGGCGGCGGCCGUGGCCGAGCACAGGAGCCCUGUAGCCCCAAGGAUCUGGCCUCCGCCUACGACGCCGCCGGGCUCCCCGUACUCUGCUAGUACCCCGACGGCUCGGUCGAUUUCCACUUGGAGCCUCUGCUGGAUCGGGGGCUAGCCAGGGACAGGGCUACGGCCGUGUCGGCAUUGGCGGCGCAGAGGCCCAACGGCGUCGUCUCUGGAAGCGAAAGGUUUAAGCGAGAGAUGAUGGAUUUAGAGGAGUUGCUCUCGAGGCUGAACCCGAUGGCGGAGGAGUUCGUACUCCCGUCUCUCUCGGGACAAGGGAAUUGGUGCGGCGCGGCCGGCGGCGGUGACGGAGGGUUUUAUGCCAAUGGUUUUGGGUGAGCAACCAAGUGCGGAAUGGUGGGAUGCGUGUAAGAAGAAGAAUGGAUAUGGUGAUGGAAAGCUGCGUCGGAUAAAUAGCCGGACUAGCUUGGCACAGCGAGACGAAGUGAUUAGACGAACUGUGUACGUCUCAGACAUCGAUCAUCAAUCAGGUCACUGAAGAACAGCUUGCAACACAUUUCAUCAACUGCGGGCAGGUCGUUGACUGUCGCAUGUGUGAUGUGUUCAAGGACUGUCUACUGUACAAAUAUUGACAAGAAGGUUUCUCAAGCAGAUCUUAAACUCUUCUUCGAAUCUAUUUGUGGAGAGGUUUACCGCUUAAGAGUGCUUGGCGAUUGUCAACAUUCCACGAGGAUUGCUUUUGUGGAGUUUGUGAUGGCUGAGAGUGCAAUCGCUGCUCUGAACUGUAGCGGUGUGGUCUUAGGAUCCAUGCCGUUAAGGAUAAAGCCCUUAAAAGACUCCCCGUGCGCCCGGGUUCACCUCAGUGUCCCAUGUGGUUUAAUCUUCGAGAGCUCCAGGAGGUGGCUGACAGCAGUGUAUAUCCACGCAUACAGAUAUUUAAGGUUUCUGGAACAUUGGGGCUUUGAUAUUUAUCCACGAUCAGGCACCAAGACCUUCAGAGUGUUUCUACGAAACAAAAUAUUCGGCCUGCCGAGGUCUUUCUUAGUUUCAGAUUGUAUCUUAUCAGAAGGGUGAGAGGUGUUUUUGUUAUUUAGUAGAUUUCCAUUACACUAAACUAUUAGCUACUGCAUCCAGGACUCUCACGAGCAGUUAUUUGAACUACGCCACUUUUCUGGAA
Molecule: messenger RNA, 1878 nt
Organism: Musa acuminata AAA Group (dessert banana)
Lineage: Eukaryota; Viridiplantae; Streptophyta; Magnoliopsida; Zingiberales; Musaceae
Product: polyadenylate-binding protein-interacting protein 11-like
Exons: 10
Coding region: 1299-1775 (158 amino acids)
Molecular function (GO): RNA binding
Source: RefSeq, a predicted model, not a curated record